Molecule: messenger RNA, 2093 nt
Organism: Mya arenaria
Lineage: Eukaryota; Metazoa; Mollusca; Bivalvia; Myida; Myidae
Exons: 2
Coding region: 463-1638 (391 amino acids)
Source: RefSeq, a predicted model, not a curated record
AAUCAACAUGUUUGUUUAUAAACACUUCUAGACCGUCACGAUUCAUUUGUAAUUUUAAAAUUAUAGGAUCAAUUUAUUUGCUGUGGCAACGUGCAUCAUUUAUGUUUCUUCCGGGUCAUAGCGCCUGAGCCUUUAAAGCUGCAUCAUGCUUGAUCGAUUAUCUCCUUUCAUGCUCACCGUACAUAACACGUGGUGUGGAGGCCGAAUAAUAAGAUGUGGAUUAGUUUCAAGGAAGACAGUGUUCUAACCGGGUGAUAGGAGCUAUUUUAUAAACUGUUGGGAAAAAUAUCGCUUAUCAAGUGUCAUGAUCAUAGUCAUAUCAUUCACAAAAUGUAAUAAUCUUUAAAUAGACGGUGCAAAUGCGAGUUAUAUAUUCGUGGUCACUUAUCUCUCAGCGGAUUGUUUUCACCUUUGGAAAUGUGCAAUUAAAGUGAUACAAAAGCUCAAAGUUGACUUGCUUAGAUGUCGCCUCCGAAGUUGGUCUUUUAUGUGACUGUGGUUGUGUUUGCCGGUGUCGUCAUCUUCACUCGUGACCUACUUUACCUCGUUCGGACAGAGACCAGAUAUGGCCAACUCGAUCAAUAUGACCAUGCCGUUAGGAAUAAACAUCAUAUGGACCAGGCAAACUUGAAAAUUCUCCGCGCCAAAGCUGGCCUGGUUCAUGACGAAAACAAUAUCGAAUUAAAUUUAACAUUACGUUUCCAAGUAAAUGGCGGUGAAAAUGAGGUGCGUCAGAAGUUAAAAUAUGUUGACAAAACGGUAAAAACGAGUAAAAAAGAAGCAGCCAGCCAAGGCGAAAUAACAUUUGAGACACCCAGUCUAUUGACACUUUUUACGACAUGGAGCGGAAAAGGUGACGUCAACGCAAGAACGCAUAACUUCACACUUAGGAACUGGGCAAGACUUAAACCUGAAGUUAAUCCUGUUCUAUUUAUAGACGAUGGAUACGAUGCUACUGUUGCACAAAGACUCGGUUGGAAAACUCAUCGAAUACCAAAAUCUUCUAUUAACGGUCUUCCCGUGUUAAAAGACAUGUUCAAAGUGAUCAAGGACACGUACAAGUCUACAUUUUACGGAUAUGCUAAUUCGGAUAUUCUUUUUACAUCUAACCUUGUUGAAACAUUAGUGCACGUGUAUUACGACAGUUUUUACAGUGAUAACACAACACUGGUGACUGGCAUGAGAACAAACAUAGUGAAUUUAACAGAAGAGGAGUUUUCCACCCAAACCACGCUCCUAAACGCUGUCUCAACUCGAGGCCAAUUGUAUAUGACUUCUGCUGAGGACUAUUUUAUUUACGCGGCGGAAUAUUCUUGGAGUGAUAUGCCGGAAUUUGUUGUGGGUUUGAUAGCAUACGAUAAUUGGCUCGUGCUUAAUUCCAGAUACAGAGAAGAUCAUGUUAUAGACGCAUCAAGAACCGUAACAGCCGCACAUCAUACAGUUCGAGAACCAGACUAUCAAUCUCACUUCCGGGAAAACGCGCAAUAUAACAAGGUGUUGUUUCGUAAAAUGAUGCAGUUCCAUGUAGAACCGCCAUACGAGAAAGGGUUUACAAAUUGUAUAGAUAAGUAUACUGAAUUCGUUGAUAAAAAGAUAGAAAUACGAAGCAGAAAGCUAGAAGACCCAUGCCUGUUUUAGUCGUAUUCGUUUAUAAUAUGCAUUUACAUAAUUAUGCAUGUCCCCAAUACUAUGUUUUUCCUGCAAGUAAGCAAAACAUCGUAUACCUGAGUCAGUGAACAAAAUAUGUAUAUUAUACUAUUAGUUUGCAAAAAAAGCGAUAUGUAUAAAGCAGCUAAACAGAUAAAAAUGAAGGAAAGCAACGCAAUCAAAACUAUAUUAGAAUUAAACACGGCAACACAUGAGGCCCAAUAAUCCUUAAUGUCAGAUAGUUACAUGUAUAUAACAAGUUUUGCAUAAUACUGAAUGUAUAUUCUAUAAUUUAUGCUGUACAUUUUCAUCAUCGUUGAACUUAUCAUUAUGAUCAAUCAUAUUCAUCGCUGUCGUCAUCGUUAUCAUGAUCACCGUUGUCGAACUGUGUCAUAGUGGUUGUUCCAUUAUUUUACUUUUUGAAAAUAAAACAAAAUUCACCUGUA